Acyrthosiphon pisum (pea aphid) is the source of this 3916-nucleotide messenger RNA. RefSeq lists its product as uncharacterized. Lineage: Eukaryota; Metazoa; Arthropoda; Insecta; Hemiptera; Aphididae. Gene Ontology annotation, molecular function: nucleic acid binding. The record is from RefSeq and is a predicted model, not a curated record. The transcript is spliced from 2 exons. Bases 2150 to 3550 code for a protein of 466 amino acids.
UAUAUUCAACUGACUUCUUCACCACAAUCAUCAGCUUAAAGAAGGUACAUAAAUUAUGUAAUUUUGUUUUUUGUAACAAUAUAUAAAUAUUGAUAAAUAUGUACAAUUUAAGCAAAAAAAAUGUAACACCACCCAUUACAGCGACCCAUUUGUAACCUACUGUACAGCAGAGUGGGUGCCACUAGCCCACCUUUUUCUGUCAAGAGUAUUCAAAUACGUGUUUUAAAUGUAAGUAGGUAUCUGUAUAUUAUCUGUAUUUGAAUACUUUUAAAAAUUAUAAUAUUUUACAAGACUGCCUAUUAUCACAUAUUUAUUUUAUGUAGUUUUUCAAUCUCUACCCAGGUAUUAUAAUGGUUGUAGAUUCACCGCAUGUUCCACUAUAAAAAUAUGUUACCGAACGACAAAAGCAUAUAUCGGUACGAUAUCAACGGCAAUAAUAAUUGUUUGAAAGUGCACCUAUAUAUAGGUACACGCAUAUACACAAUGUAAUGAAAAGUUGAGUUAUUUUUACAAGUGUCGUAGAUAAAAUGAGUCGAACGAGUUCAGUGACGCGCGGUGAAGUGGCUGUAAAACUACCUACGUCAGAUCAGGGCGAAAAAUAAUAUUAUUAUGUGACUCUAUACUCUGCAGCAGUCUCGACGAAUAACAAUAAUUGGAUAGUUACUAAUAACGGUAAGUACCUACCUACUCACGACUCUGAGUAAUAUAAUAUUUAUAUAUAUCAUUUCUGCACGAAACGCCGAGACUCGAAUCGAUAGCACAGGAAAUAUAUUAUAUUUAUAGAUUUGUACGUCUUUUGAUUUUCGAACAAAACGAGCGUCGCAUUAAAAUCCGUUUUUUUUUUUACGAUAUUUUUCUUCUUUACAUUUACCUCCUAAAUAAAGCAGCGGGAAAAAUGAAAAUAAUUUUCCUAGAACCGAAUCGAAAAGAAAACAAUCGUCAUUUUAACCACCGAUAUUAAUAAUAAUUAUCAGCAAACAUUAUUUAACGUAACUUCGUUGUUACCUACGUCUAUUGUUCCAACCGAGCGUUUUGUUUUAAACGUAAAUUCGAGUCGAAAAAUAUUACUGCACACUACAACUUACUGUUGUAACUUUAAUAUUGCUAUUGUUGUACGAUGUUGUGUACUCAUUAUUAUUAUUUUCCGCAAAUAUUUAUUACGGCGUAGGCCGAGUGGACGAAAAUAAUUGGCCUUGAAACGUACCCCUCACAUAAUAUUAUAAUUCUUGUCCGUUGUGUAUACGCCGUGUCCGUUCGCGAUUCCUGUCCGAAUGUUUUUUCUUCCUCCUUCUUCCGGUUAAGGGUUACGACGGUGGGAGGGUGGGGGCGGGGAGUGGGCGCAGUAGGUCGUAUAGUCUCGUACCGCGUUUCGAGUGGGUUUUGAUGACGUAAUUAAUAACGAGCUUUCGGGUGUUUUUAUCCGAAACGACACUAAUUCCGAGGUCAUUAAGCUUCGCAGUUUUGGGGCUCCCCGGGGAGAGAUGGAGAGAGGAAACGUCUGCGUGUGGUCUCAAAUCCCCCUAGCUCGCGGGAUCAAAACGUGAUUUUUCACCCUUGGCUGUGGAGAAAAUCGAGAAAUGGCGCAGCGCAGGUUGCGGUGGAGGCGGCCAAGUCACCGUAGGGUAAGACGUCGGCGGUGCCUUGAUGGUGGGUGGCGGCGUGGGGUUUUCAUUCCGCGGAAAGUCGGCGACUCGUGUAAAUCAUCCCUGUUGCCAGAUUAACGAGAAUUCGGGCGUCAAUCUUUUUCGGUCGCGCAGCUGCUACGAUUUCUCACGCAACUCUUGCGGGAAAUAAUAAUUUAUAAAACGUCCGGUUCUCCACGCAGGUUGACAAUACUUCAAUUAAAUGCCGUAGCGUACCGCAACUGCUAUAUAUAUACUCUGUUCCACGAGAGAGUAUACUCGUUUUUUCGUCCGUCGCUGCGCAUCCCCCACCAUUUUCGCCCGUUCGGUUACGAUCGUCAACUGCUCGGCCCGGCGGUCGGCAACGACUCCUCUCAUACGUAGCGUUUAACAUUUACAGCGAUUGACACGACAUCCACGUGAUAUCGCAACCACGCACAACGCUCUUCCUGUAUGUACUCGUAAUACGUGAUACACGCCUGCAAUUUUACUCCGCAACGCGCCGUUUUUUUAAUUUACUGUUAAUCAUGCAAUUUUCCGAUGAAGAAGAUGAACCAACCGCAUCAGCUUUACCAACACCAUCGCCCGUUAAAAAGAAUAAAGCAGGAAAGUUUGUCGGGACCUGCCAAAAGACCAUCAUCAUUAAUUUGUACAAAAAAUAUCUUCUUCAACAACCAAAAAUGAAAUACAUAGAUAUAAUGAUGUCGUUGUCAAAUGAUACAGGGAUUGGUAUAACCACUGUAAAAAGAACAAUUCGGGAUUACAGACAAAAAGGUGUAGUUUGUUCACCUAACAAAAAAAAACAAAGAUUAACCAUCAUCGAGAAAAUUGAAGAUUUUGAUAAGAAUGCUAUUCGGCAAAAAAUACAUGGAUUCUGGUACAGGCAUGAAAUACCUACGUUAAGUAAAGUGUUGGUUGCCAUUAACGAAGAUUCGAGUCUUCCAACUUUAUCUCGUACUGGUUUGUAUCGGCUGUUGGGAGAUUUAAAUUUUGAAUUCACUAAAAGACAGCGUAAUAGUGCACUAACAGAGAGGGAAGAUCUUAUAAGGUGGCGCAGGAAAUUCAUUACAAAUAUAAGGCUCUAUAGAAGUGAAGGUCGAACAAUUUAUUAUCUCGAUGAGACGUGGGUCAAUGCAGGUGAGUGUGCAAAUAAAGUGUGGGUCGACAAAACCGUAACAUCGAGUCGUGAUGCUUUUUUGAAAGGACUGACUACGGGACCCAAAAAUCCAACAGGUAAAGGAAAACGAUUGAUUGUGGUACAUAUAGGUUCAUCAAACGGUUUCGUCGAGGGUGGUCUACUGUGUUUUGAAUCAAAAAAAAAUACAGCAGACUACCACGACGAAAUGAACGGUGAUUCCUUUUAUGAUUGGUUUUGUGGAAUUUUACCGCUGUUGGACGAUAAUUCAAUUAUCGUAAUGGAUAAUGCGUCUUACCACUCGGUCAAGCUGGAUCCCGCACCAACAAUGGCUUGGAAGAAAAAUAAAAUCAUUCAGUGGUUGGAGGAUAAGAAUGUAGUAGUUGACACGAAAAUGAUUAAACUAGACUUAAUCGAUAAGGUAAAAGAGAUUCGAGCCACUGAAAAGUAUGUUAUUGAUGAAAAAGCAAUGGAAACAAAUAAAAUUGUCCUGCGUUUGCCACCUUACCACUGUGAGUUGAACCCAAUAGAAUUGGCAUGGUCUGUGGUAAAAAAUCAUGUGAAGCAGAAUAAUACUACGUUCAAAUUAAAUGAUGUACGGCAAUUGCUGAUCGAUGGUGUUCAACGAGUUACUCCGGAAAUGUGGGCCAAUUUUGUAAAACACACAAUUAAAGAAGAGGAUAAGAUGUGGGGUAUUGAGACCAUUACCGAUGAAAUGCUUGAUGAACUAGUUCCAACAUCUCAACAUGUUCUAACGAUCACAGGAGAAACGAGUACCGAUUCCUCAGAUUGAAAUUAAAAAUCAUUAAUAUUUAAAAAUUAAAAUCAAUAUCAUUCAUAUAAUAAUUGUUACUUAUAUUGUAUUGCAUUUAUUUAUUUAAAAUACACAUGUAAAUUCUUUUAUGAUAGUAUUUGUUCAUCAUUAAUUUAUAUUAAAAAAAUUAUCUGUAUCACUAUAAAAAAAAAUUAUUAUACUUUUUGCGUAAUGAUAAACACUACAGCACACUGUAUAUGCGAUGCGAUUAAUAUUAUCGGUGUGUAUAACCGAUGUUGCGCGCCGCUAGACGGUAAAGAGUGGGAGAAAUUGUGGUUCCGCGCUGUGGGCGGCGUCAGUCGGCUGCGCGAAACAAGUAUACUCUCUCGUGGAACAGAGUAUAGU